Messenger RNA from Notolabrus celidotus (New Zealand spotty), 1822 nucleotides. Its product is annotated as splicing factor U2AF 65 kDa subunit-like. Gene Ontology annotation, cellular component: nucleus; U2-type prespliceosome; U2AF complex. Bases 112 to 1521 code for a protein of 469 amino acids. The transcript is spliced from 11 exons. Gene Ontology annotation, biological process: mRNA processing. The record is from RefSeq and is a predicted model, not a curated record. NCBI's taxonomy places the organism in Eukaryota, Metazoa, Chordata, Actinopteri, Labriformes, Labridae. Gene Ontology annotation, molecular function: poly-pyrimidine tract binding; pre-mRNA 3'-splice site binding.
UCCACAUUGACACCGGUCAGAUCUCUGAGGUGUUUGCUGCACUGUCACAGCGGACUAACCGGCUGAUCGAUCCUCACAGAGAGGAUAUAUUUUUGUACCAAAACGGUGAAAAUGUCGGAUUUUGAGGAGUUUGAGAAACAGCUGAGUGAGAACCGGCAGGAGAGAGAGAGAGAGCGCCACAAGAAGAGGAGUCGCAGCGCAUCUCCUGCUCGAGGAGACAAACACCGCAGUUGGAGCAAAGAGAGAGGCAGCCGCAGUCGAGAGAAACGCAGCCGCAGCCGAGAGCGAAAGAGCCGAGACCGCCGCAGCUCGUCCAGGUCGUCACGGGAGCACAAGAAGCACAGCCACUCUCCAAGGAGAACAAGGAAGAAAAGAACGUGUAAAUACUGGGACGUUCCUCCUCCGGGAUUUGAACACAUCACACCCAUGCAAUAUAAAGCUAUGCAAGCUGCUGGUCAGAUUCCAACCAUUGCUCUGCUGGCCUCAUCCACCACCACAGGCGUCUCUGCAGCGCCCACACAAGUCCCCAUAGUCGGCAGUCAGAUGACCCGACAAGCCCGACGUCUGUACGUGGGAAAUAUUCCCUUUGGAGUGACAGAGGAGUCAAUGGCUGAGUUCUUCAACGCUCAGAUGAGACUGGCCGGACUGUCUCAGGCUCCCAGUAACCCUGUACUCGCUGUACAGAUCAACCAGGACAAAAACUUUGCUUUCCUCGAGUUUCGCUCUGUAGACGAGACGACGCAGGCGAUGGCGUUCGAUGGAAUCAUUUUUCAGGGUCAGUCUCUGAAGAUCAGGCGACCUCACGACUACAGACCUUUACCUGGAAUCUCAGAGCAGCCUGCGUUCCACGUCCCAGGAGUGGUCUCCACUGUGGUCCCUGACUCUCCUCACAAGCUGUUCAUUGGAGGUCUGCCAAACUACCUGAACGAUGACCAGGUGAAGGAGCUCUUGACGUCGUUUGGUCCUCUUAAAGCGUUUAAUCUGGUGAAGGACAGUGCUACGUCUCUGUCCAAAGGUUAUGCCUUCUGUGAAUAUGUGGACAUCUGCGCCACAGAUCAGGCUGUUGCUGGACUCAACGGGAUGCAACUUGGAGACAAAAAGCUGAUUGUCCAAAGAGCAAGCGUGGGAGCUAAAAACGCUAAUCCUACCUCCAUCAUAGAGACCCCAGUGACGCUGCAGGUCCCAGGGCUACAGAGGCUGCAGAACUCAGGCAUGCCCACAGAGGUCCUGUGCCUCCUUAACAUGGUGAUGCCCGAAGAGCUGGUUGAUGACGAGGACUACGAGGAGAUCCUGGAGGACAUCCGAGAGGAGUGUUGCAAAUACGGCAGUGUACGCUCAAUCGAGAUCCCUCGGCCCGUCGAUGGCGUGGAAGUUCCCGGCUGUGGAAAGAUCUUUGUGGAGUAUGUUUCGUCUGCAGACGGUCAGAAAGCCAUGCAGGCUCUGACAGGCCGUAAGUUUGCCAACAGAGUGGUUGUCACCAAAUACUAUGACCCAGACAUGUACCACAGACACGAGUUUUAAAGCACAGCGCAGUCCCUGCUUCAUGUUUGAAAGCUUCAGUUUGUUUGUUCCUCUGAGUUUGUGAAUGAGUCCUUAGAGACUAGAAAAGACUUGAACCUCAUACUCCACUCCACAAACUGGACUGCGAAGUGUUUCAGUUCUAAGCCUCAGUCUCAUACCCCCCUCUGUAAACCUUUACUGAGAUAAAAAUUCUGUAGUAUUUAUGAUAUUUGUAGUAGAAUGAAUGUGACAUGUAUCUGAAACCUGAAGUUAUACUGCCUGAUAAUAACUCACAGUACCUGUUUAUAAAGAAUGCACUGUA